GGGCGGGCCGCCAGGUGAGCGCGCCCAGGCACUCCAAACGCGUCGCUGGCGGCCUUGCGUCCAGCCGGCGGACUUCGGGUCAUGGAGCCGCGCGCGAGGGGCGCCACGGACCCUAGGGGGAGCAGAGGAGCAGGGCACAGUAACAUGCACACAGUAGGUAAUUAAUAAAUACUUGUUGAUCUCCGAGGAAGGAAUACCUGCAAGAAUGUAUUGACUUCUGCCCCACCUACCUCACCCAAGAACUACAUUUCCCUUUACGCUUGGCGCGACGCGCUCCUGUGAAGUAAAAAGAGCGACAAUUACUUUCUAAGGCCCCUUUUUCAACUUCGCGGCUGAUACCGCAGUGUUCUGUGGGAAAGGUAGUUCUAGCGCUCGUCCUCUGGCCGUGGUCAAAUUGAGCGCAAACUAAACUUUCCAGCAAGCAACGCACUAGCCUGGGAAAGGGGGGCAAGAUGGCGGAUGCCGAAGAGGACGCUCUGCGACGGUCGGGAUCCUCCGCUGCCCCAAUUUCAUUCAGUUUCAGUCGCACAUCUGCCCGGAGACGGCUGGCAGACGACGCGGGUGCGGCUCCAGAGGAGAAGGAUUUCUUAAAGACCGUGGAAGGGAGGGAGCUGCAAAGUGUGAAGCCCUCAGAAACCCCCAAGGAACUCGUCAUCCCUUUGAUCAAGAAUGGCCGUCGCAGGCAGCCACCGACCCAUGCUCCUGGGCCAUCCACAAAUACUGAGACCUUGGUGGAUGGAGUGCUGUCCCAGGCUGUGAAGGAGCUCAUUGAGGACUCCAAGAAGUCCCUGGAGGAGAGAGAGAAUUCGGGUGUCGACCCCACGCUUGCUAUCCCCAUGAUCCAGAAAGGAUGCAUCCCUAACGGGGAAAGGGCAGACAGCGAGCCCCGGGCUGAGACAGUGCCGGAGGAAGCUGAUUACGAGGCAGUCCCCGUAGAGGCCUAUGGGCUGGCCAUGUUACGAGGCAUGGGCUGGAAACCUGGCGAGGGCAUUGGCCGCACCUUCAAUCAAGUGGUGAAGCCCCGUGUCAACUCACUGAGGCCGAAGGGGUUAGGGUUGGGCGCCAGCCUGAAUGAGGUCCAGGCCCUGGUCUUCACUGGCACCCACCACCUACCAAAGCCAGAUGAGAAGCAAGAGAAAAAUAAGGAAGACCAGCCUCAAGGACUGGUGCCUGGAGGGGCUGUGGUGGUUCUCUCUGGCCCUCACCGAGGCCUCUAUGGGAAGGUAGAAGGCCUUGAUCCUGACAAUGUCCGGGCCAUGGUUCGCCUGGCCGUGGGGAACCGCAUGGUGACAGUUAGUGAGUACUGCCUGCGGCCUGUCUCCCAGCAGGAGUUUGAGAAGAACUCCUUGGAUCUCAGCCAGAUGAACAAAAUUUCCCCAGGACAACAGAACGGAACAGCCUCGUCAUCAUGGAAGGCCCUCCAGGAUCAGGAGCUCCCCGGCCGGCGGGAAGACUCAGAGAGGAAGCGGAAACACUUUCCCAACCGAGAGGGGGAGCCUGUAGCCAAGACUGAGAAGGUCGGUUCCCGGAGCCAGCACUGGUUGCACAGGGACCUGCGUGUGCGCUUUGUGGACAAGCAGCACAAGGGUGGCCAGUAUUACAACACCAAGAUGACGAUUGAAGAUGUCCUCAGCCCAGAUACCUGUGUGUGUCGAACAGAGGAAGGCCGGAUCCUGGAAGGCGUGAAGGAAGGCAUGCUGGAGACCCUCGUCCCCAAGGUCGAGGGCAACCGGGUGAUGGUGGUGCUGGGGCCACAGGCUGGAAGGGUGGGCCGUCUGCUGGGCUGGGACAGAGAACGGAACCAGGCCCUGGUGCAGCUGCGGAGAGAGAAUCAGCUGGUGGAGCUUCACUAUGAUGCUGUCUGCCAGUACACGGGCCCCAAUGACUCAGACGAAGACUGACCUGCAGCCCCACCCCCGGGCUGCUGCCAGCACUGUACAGUGUGCAAAGCCUGUCUUCGCAGAGGUGGGGAGGUUGUCAUUCUGCCAUCUGCUUGCACUACAGCUCCAGGACAAGGACAGGGACAGGGCAUGAAACAGAUGGACCAGAAGGGAGGCUCGAAACCGGCCGAGACUUUUCCAGAAGUUAGCAUGUAAUAAAAAUCAUUUCCCAAACUUAGCAGAAUGAUGAGAUCGUAAAUGUGUGCUAAGCUGAGUGGAAGCGGGAGCUGGGCUGACUGCUGUGGGAGCCAUGCAGGGCUUCAGCCCCACCACCCUGUGGGGCUGACAGACAAGCCAAAGGAUCUGCCUGCCCACGAGCUCAUUCUCAGAACACCGAAGCUAUGAAGUGUGUCCCUUGAGCAGAUACUAAGGAGUCUGGAAUGCCGCGUCUCUGCACAGCUUUCCAAGUGAGAAUCCCAGCGGUGGCUCUGCUUUUACUCUUGGUCCAGAUCAGAUGUCCAGAGGCUAUCUUGAGCCUGUGACAAGAGAGUCCAGAGGAAAGGGAGGCUUCUACCCACAAAUAGGAUGUGUUUGCUCUACCUCUGAGAGCAGCCAGUUAACUUUGGGGCCCCCAUUUUAGUCCCCAAACUUUGGCUUGAUGGUAAAAAAUGUUGUGUGUCCUGGGUAAAACUUCUCUGAUUCCUCCAGGUAACUGGACUCUGAGAAAAGUUAUUAUUAGACAAUCCUUCAACUUUUUCCUGUUUAACAGGCUGAGAUAGAAAAGCAGCAAGGGAAGCCAGAACUUUAGGUACAGUUGCUUCUAAAUCACCCCCGAUCACUAAGUUGAUGUAAUAAAUGGCGUUGGAAUUAGAUCUACGUUACUGGUAUAAACUCACGACAGGUCAGAACAUGGCACAGCACUGGAGAAUUUUUUUUUUAAUAAUUGAAUUAUCACAUUAAAGUUCUUACAACUCUUU
Molecule: messenger RNA, 2857 nt
Organism: Mustela lutreola (European mink)
Lineage: Eukaryota; Metazoa; Chordata; Mammalia; Carnivora; Mustelidae
Gene: GPKOW
Product: G-patch domain and KOW motifs
Exons: 12
Coding region: 453-1901 (482 amino acids)
Biological process (GO): mRNA splicing, via spliceosome
Cellular component (GO): spliceosomal complex
Molecular function (GO): nucleic acid binding
Source: RefSeq, a predicted model, not a curated record